This is a messenger RNA of Helianthus annuus (common sunflower), 2015 nucleotides long. RefSeq names its product putative pentatricopeptide repeat-containing protein At1g12700, mitochondrial. The transcript has a single exon. Gene Ontology annotation, molecular function: protein binding. NCBI's taxonomy places the organism in Eukaryota, Viridiplantae, Streptophyta, Magnoliopsida, Asterales, Asteraceae. Bases 223 to 1965 code for a protein of 580 amino acids. The record is from RefSeq and is a predicted model, not a curated record.
AAACACGAGUUUUCUUUUCUUUUUUCAGUCCCUUUCUCUCGUCUGCAAGUAUCUCCUUCUCUAUCGUAUCUUCUGUUUCUAAUAACUUCAAACUCACACAAAACAAGUGAAAGAGGUGUCAAAAUUGCACCGGUGGUGGUCAUGGUGAAGUAGUGGCGGUUGUGGUUCGAAGUAGAGGGCGGAGGAACUGUGCUUCUGCCUGUUUUGAAAUUGAAAGCAGAGAUGAACUGCACGAGAAGAAUUGGACUUCGUUAUUACUCUACUGCUUCUUCACCUUCAACCUCCCAUUUCAAUCAAAGAAUUACAUCGCUCAAAAAUGCUUCAGGAUCCACCAAGGUGAAUGACGCCCUCCAACUGUUUGAUGAAAUGCUUCAAAGACAACCUCCCCCUAACAUCAUCCAACUUAAUCAGCUUAUCACUGUUAUUGUAAAGAUGAAGCAAUAUUCCACUGCCCUUUCACUUUACAAACAAACAAAGUUGAUGGGUAUUCCUACUGAUCUUUAUGCAAUCAACAUCUCUAUUAACUGUCAUUGCCGGCUGAAUCAAGUUGCUUACGGUUUUGCCUUACUAGCAACUAUUUUCAAGCAAGGUUAUCCACCCGAUUUGACAACCUAUAACACUCUCAUAAAUGGGCUUGUUCUUGCUGAUCGGGUCUUUGAAGCUGUUGAGUUGUUCAAGAAACUGCUUAGAGAGAAAGUUUGUGAGCCUGAUCAAGUUAUGUAUGGAACCGUUAUUAAUGGACUGUGUAAAGUUGGUGACACUAGCAAGGCCCUUGAACUGCUCACGUUCAUAGAAUCAGGCUCUUGUAAACCUUGUGUAUACCAUUACAAUACAGUCAUUGAUAGCCUCUGCAAAGAUAGAAUGGUUGAUGAUGCAUUAGAAUUAUUUACGCGUAUGACUGAAAAGAGUGUUCUUGCAAACAUCAUCACUUACAACUCUUUGAUUCAUGGACUGUGUAACUUUGGUCGAGAGACAGAAGCUGCAAAAAUGUUGAUUGAUAUGGAGGAGGAAGGAGUAUCUCCCUCAGUGGCUACAUUUAAUAUCUUGGUAAAUUCCUUUUGCAAGCAAGGAUCUGUAAAAGAUGCAGAGCUUGCUGUACAAGCAAUGGUACGAAGAGGUCUAAAUCCAGAUGUUAUCACUUAUAAUGCAUUGAUUGAUGGAUAUUGUUUACGUGGUGAAAUAGAUUACGCAGAGAAAGUUCUUGAUGGCAUGGUGAAGAGGGAUAUUGUGCCUGACAUCAUCACAUACAACAGCCUGAUAAAUGGAUAUUGUAAGAAGAAGCAAAUUGAUAAGGCCAUGCGUCUCUUUCAGGAAAUCCAAGACAAGGGUUUGAUUCCUAAUCUUGUUACUUACGGUAGCAUGUUACAAGGUUUGUUUGAAUCAGGGAAUCCUGCAGCGGCUAGAGAACUCUUUAACGAGAUGCAAGCAAAGGGCCACACUCCAACUGUAUUGACUUAUGGCAUCUUGUUACAUGGAAUGUGCAAAAACUCCCAGACAACUGAUGCAUUGGCUCUCUUCCGUUCGCUGGGAAGCAAUGAAUUGAUGAAAAAUAUAGUGUUGUAUAAUAUAUUGAUUGAUGGUUGUAACAAAUGUGGGAAGCCUAACUUAGCUUUGGAUCUGUAUGAUGAACUUCUAUUAAGAGGAUUGAAACCAACUGUUAGGACAUAUACAGUAAUGAUAAGUGUGUAUUGCCAAGGAGGCUUAUUUGGUAAAGCGAACGAUUUGCUUAGAAAGAUGGAAGAUAACGGUUGUUUGCCAGAUAGCGUUAUGUACAAUGUUAUUGUUCAAGAGUUGUUGAAGAAAUCUAAGCGUCAAGAGGCGGAGAACUUUCUGGAAGAAAUGAUUAACCGAGGUUUCAUGCCUGAUUCUACUACUUUUACGAUGGUGCUACACCUAAUUCCAAAUGUAGGAAAGGAAUCGCGUAUGCGAACCAUCAUUCAAAAGCUAACUACCGUAGAAAUAUGAAAUUGGACAUGAGUUAGAAUUUUUUAUAUAACUCUUCACGUCUUAACUCG